Molecule: messenger RNA, 2280 nt
Organism: Effrenium voratum
Lineage: Eukaryota; Dinophyceae; Suessiales; Symbiodiniaceae
Source: the annotation of a GenBank genome assembly
GCUUGGUGUACUCCCCGGACCUGGGUUAGCCCGAGCCCACAGCCAAGCAGCCGAAAGCGCGCGCAUUCUUCCGCCGCUAUGGGGCUGGCUCGGUUGCUGCAGCUCUUUGCCGACCAGGUGCACUUCGACCAGGAGGCCCACAGUCAUGAUGGCCAUGAGUUGGGCUGGCCCAGCCUGUCUCGCAGAGGGCAUGGCGCCAACUCGGAGUUGGAGGCGCUCUGGGCGGUGCCGCGGCCCGCGUCGCGGAAGCUCAGCAGCUUCUUGGUGGACGCCAAGCCUGAGGCCAGCGGGGCCAGCGGGGCCAGCCUCGCCAAACACCACGACAAGGAGGCGGAUGCUGUCACCAAGUCGGAGCCCGGGGUUAGCUUGUACAACCCGGAGAACCGGACAAUCUUCCUAGUGGCAGCACCCAUCACGGUGAUGUUGGCCGCUUUCUUCGAGUACUCUGCGAAGUACCGGUUGGCGGAAACUGACUUGUCAGCACCUCUGCCGAAGGUCAUUGAGGCUGCGGAAAAGGAGGAGGAGGCCUCAAGCCUCAAGAGCGCCAUGAAGGUCCUUGAGCCAUACGUGGCCGGGCCCACCUCUCUGAAAUGCGCCGGCUACGCCGCUGCCCACGUCGCCCUACUGGGGGUGGGUUUGUAUGUGGACCUGGCCUUGACGCAGUGGAAUGGCGUCUUCUGGACGGCCCUGCAGAACCACCAGUCCAAGCAGUUCUACAGCUUGCUGUGGGACUUCGCCAUCAUCACGGGGGUCACCGGCUUCGUGGGCACCUACAGCGACUAUCUCAACGGCAUGUGGCACCUGCAUGCUCGCGACCACCUGACGAGGCACUUCAACCAGCUCUGGGUGGGCAGCGGCGCCAUGUGCAUGAUGCGGCAGUGCGAGGAGCAGGUGGACAACCCGGACCAGCGCAUCGACCAGGACGUGGACGAGUUCGUGUCAUCCACGCGGGAGCUUUUCUUCGGUGGCCUCGGCUCCGUGGUGAGGUUGGCCAUCUACUUCCCCAUUCUCUUGAGAUCCGCUCCUGCACCACUUCUAGGCUUUGUGCUGGUUUGGCCUAUCUUCGGGGCCGUUGUCACGCACAAGAUCGGCCGCAGUCUGAUCCCGCUAUCCUUGGCGGGGGAGUCAGCCAACGCAAACUUCAGAUCCGAGCUGGUGCACGCGCGAGACAAGGCGGAAUCCCUGGCGCUGAUGCAAGCCGGGCCGCACCUCGCGCAGAGCCUCCAAGAGCGCUUCGAGGUGAUGAAGCGGGUGUCCUACGCGGAGUUUGACGUCGCCAAGUUUCUGAACUUCUUCAAGAUGAUGUACGAGGAGUACGGCACCGUAGUGCCCUUCGUCUUGCUGGCGCCCGCCUACUUCACUGGGGCGCUGGACCUGGGAAAACUGAUGCAGCUGCGCAUGAUCGUGGAGCGGGUGUCUCAAAGCUUGACCUUCCCAGUAGCAGCCUACGAGCAGGCUGUAGGCUGGCGUGUGGCCGCCAACCGCCUGGCAGCGCUUCAAGCGCAGGCCGCUGCGGUGGGGCCACCUGGCCCAGGCUCGCCGCCGAACCCGCCGCCCAAUGGCGCGGACGGCUGGGCGCUGCGGGCGGUGGCGCUGGCGGUGAAGACGCCGCAGGGCAGGACCGUGCUGGACAACAUCAACUUGGAGGUGGCUGCGGGAGAGCGCCUUUUGGUGGUGCUGCCGGCCUCUGCUGGGAAGUCCUUGUUGCUGCGAGCGCUGGCUGGACUUUGGAGCCACGUGUCCGGCAGCAUCGAGAAGGACCCGGACGCCACCUUUGUGCAGGGCUUCGAUUUCCCCCCGCUGAGCCUGCGACAGCUGCUGUGCUACCCCCAGGCGCCGCAAGGAGACGUUGAGCUUGCCCUGCACAUGGUCGACUUGGCCCCGCUCCUUGCGAACCAUCCCCCGGACCGCGUGAGCCAGUGGGAGGAGCUGCUGUCGCUGGAGCAGCAGCAGCGCCUGCAGCUGGCGCGUGUGUUGCUCCGGGGCCCACGCCUGGCGGUGUUGGACGAGCCCCUGGCCUCGCUGCCUGACAAGGAUGCCUGCGGCCUUUUGGCGCAGCUGCCGCCGGAGACUUCGCUGCUGACCUUCUCCAGGAGCCGUCGCCUGGCGCCGGCGCACGGCCGAGUGCUGGAGCUGCCGGCGCAGCUGGAGACCUGGACCCAGGUGCCCGCGGAGGAGGAGAAGCGGAAGCCGCUGAGCCGGCCGAGGCGCUUGGCCAAGAAGGCGGCGGAGUGAGAGGCUGCCAACACGCGAUGUGAGACGAUGCCUUUGCCAGCGGGG